AUGGCCAGCGCCCUGCGGGGAGCGUCGCACACGGGUACUGGUGCUGUCACGGUGCGACAGCCAGAGCCGUCCCGGUGCCACCACGCCGUACGGCUCCUGCAGCCUCCCGGUGUCAGCCCGGCCACCUCUGCCGCCGUCCCGGUGUCACGCCUGGAGGCCCCGCAGCCGCACGGGGCCGGCCCGAUCCAGCCCCGUCCCUGCUCCCACCGCUCCCAGCCCCGCGCCCCGCUCGCUGCCAGCCGGGGCCGGGCCGCCACCGCGGCGCCCCCGCCCGCUGGGGACACGCACGGCGGAGGGGACACGGCGGUGGGGACCCGGGAAAUGGCGCUGGGGACCCAGGACACGGCCGAGGGACAUGCCCGGCGGAAAGGACGGCGCCGACCGGACCCCAACCCGCGUCCUGCCCGCGCCCCGACCUGCAGCGCCGUCCCCGGGCCGGGCGGAGCGCCCAGCGCCUACAUCGCUGCGGCGGCGCCGCGCUGCGCGUCGCGUCCAAUCAGCGCCGCCUCCGCUUCCGGCCGGCCGGGCGGCGUCCAAUCAGCGCUGCCCCCGCCUCCAGCUCCCCGCGCUCUGUCCAAUCAGCGGCGGCCCCGCUGA
Molecule: messenger RNA, 597 nt
Organism: Apus apus (common swift)
Lineage: Eukaryota; Metazoa; Chordata; Aves; Apodiformes; Apodidae
Exons: 2
Coding region: 1-597 (198 amino acids)
Source: RefSeq, a predicted model, not a curated record